Colletotrichum chrysophilum is the source of this 390-nucleotide messenger RNA. RefSeq lists its product as uncharacterized. The coding region runs from base 1 to 390 and encodes 129 amino acids. The transcript has 2 exons. The record is from RefSeq and is a predicted model, not a curated record. Lineage: Eukaryota; Fungi; Ascomycota; Sordariomycetes; Glomerellales; Glomerellaceae.
AUGACUUGGCUCGAACUACCAGUCACUGAUGCGGCCCGAGCCGCCAGGUUUUACACGGCAGUAUUGGGCUGGGAGUGUCCAGAGACUCCCAUGGCAUCGGUGACGCCGUGGGUGAAGACGGUGCAUUUCUUCAACAAGGGCAACCUCCAUGGGGCAUUCUUGCUCAUGGAGGAGAGCAACCGCAUCUCAAACGUCGACGAGGGAAGGCCGGAGCGUAUUCCGGUUCUGCCGACGUUCGCUGUGAAGAGCAUUGAGGAUACGGUCGCAGAGGCGGAGAAACUGGGUGGGAAGCUGCACGUGCCCAAGACUGCAAUUGGCAAUGGGAUGGGGUUCUUCUCUCGGUUCAUCGACUGCGAGGGCAACCUGGUUGGUAUCUGGGCUCAGGAGUAG